Closterium sp. NIES-65 is the source of this 837-nucleotide messenger RNA. NCBI's taxonomy places the organism in Eukaryota, Viridiplantae, Streptophyta, Zygnematophyceae, Desmidiales, Closteriaceae. The record is from the annotation of a GenBank genome assembly.
AUGCCUCAGAGAAGGUCAGUAUUGGGCACUCGGCUUCCAGAGAAAGAGAGAGAGAGAGAGAGAGAGAGAGAGAGAGAGAGAGAGAGAGAGAGAGAGAGAGAGGAGAGAGAGAGAGAGAGAGAGAGAGAGAGAGAGAGAGAGAGAGAGAGAGAGAGAGAGAGAGAGAGAGAGAGAGAGAGAGAGAGAGAGAGAGAGAGAGAGAGAGAGAGAGAGAGAGAGAGAGAGAGAGAGAGAGAGAGAGAGAGAGAGAGAGAGAGAGAGAGAGAGAGAGAGAGAGAGAGAGAGAGAGAGAGAGAGAGAGAGAGAGAGAGAGAGAGAGAGAGAGAGAGAGAGAGAGAGAGAGAGAGAGAGAGAGAGAGAGAGAGAGAGAGAGAGAGAGAGAGAGAGAGAGAGAGAGAGAGAGAGAGAGAGAGAGAGAGAGAGAGAGAGAGAGAGAGAGAGAGAGAGAGAGAGAGAGAGAGAGAGAGAGAGAGAGAGAGAGAGAGAGAGAGAGAGAGAGAGAGAGAGAGAGAGAGAGAGAGAGAGAGAGAGAGAGAGAGAGAGAGAGAGAGAGAGAGAGAGAGAGAGAGAGAGAGAGGGCUUAGAGCGAUCUGGACAGUCGUCGGCGCAACCUUGCCCGACUCCACCCGCUGCAGAGAGCCCACCCGCCCGCUCGCCCCCUCUGCGCCUGCGCUCAAGCUCCCGCGCACGGCGCAAUGUCCGCGGGUCCUCCGCGGGCUGCCGCGUUCCCCCAAAUACGCCCUUCCCCAGGGCGAGCUCGCCCAUUUCGACUCCGCCGAGCGCGGCUGGUACCCGUCGAAGCUCAGGCACCGCGGCACGCCCGUCGGCCCUUGCUGA